Messenger RNA from Rana temporaria (common frog), 2335 nucleotides. It is a transcript of the gene CALN1, whose product is annotated as calneuron 1. Gene Ontology annotation, molecular function: calcium ion binding. Lineage: Eukaryota; Metazoa; Chordata; Amphibia; Anura; Ranidae. The record is from RefSeq and is a predicted model, not a curated record. The coding region runs from base 552 to 1214 and encodes 220 amino acids. The transcript has 6 exons.
UGCAGCGCUGCACACACAUUGUAAAGUCGGCGUUAUAUGUGUGUGUCUGUAGGAUGAGAUGAGAGCUGGAGCAUGGUGUACAUAGCUCCCGACCUGUGCCAUCCUCACCCACAGACAGUGCUUUGAAUUGUCAGCUCCUGUGACCAGCGAUCUCCGUGUCUCCCCUAUAGACAAUGCCUGCUCCUGUUUUCUGCAGGAUCCCCCCCAGGAGCAUGCCAUUGUGGAAUGGAGUUGACAGCAAGCAGGAUUGCUAGUUUGCCAUCGCAGCCGUUGGAUGGACGGAGUAUUGAUGCUCCUUGGUACCCAUCUGAUGACUGAUCGGGACACUAGUUUGGCACAUCCAUUCUACAGAGGGCAAAGCGUGUCUCCAGGUAAUGGGCAGGAACGUUUCCUGUGACAGGUGCCUUGUCUGAACUGAAUGCACACCUCUCAUCACACAUUGCCUCCAACCAAGGGCAAAGGACACUGACCUGGACCAGCAGCCCCCAACAUUUCAAGGAUCCAAAGAAAAACAGGAAUAAUUAAGUAAGCAGAACACAGACAGGAAGAAGAUGCCAUUCCAUCAUGUGACUGCUGGCUUGUUGUACAAAGGAAAUACCUACUUGAACCGAUCACUUUCCACAGGAAGCGAUAGCGAGCAGCUUGCCAACAUCUCAGUGGAAGAACUAGAUGAAAUUCGGGAAGCCUUCCACGUGUUGGAUCGAGAUGGGAAUGGUUUUAUUUCAAAACAAGAGCUUGGCAUGGCAAUGCGAUCGUUGGGUUACAUGCCUAGUGAAGUUGAGUUAGCCAUCAUUAUGCAACGUCUUGACAUGGAUGGUGAUGGUCAAGUGGAUUUUGAUGAAUUUAUGACAAUUCUUGGUCCUAAACUUGUAUGCACAGAAGGUCGGGAUGGAUUUCUUGGAAACACGAUAGAUAGUAUAUUUUGGCAGUUUGAUAUGCAACGGAUAACACUGGAGGAACUAAAGCACAUUCUUUAUCAUGCAUUUCGUGAUCACUUAACUAUGAAGGACAUUGAAAACAUAAUCAUUAAUGAAGAGGAGAGCUUAAAUGAAAACUCUGGGAACUGUCAAACAGAGUUUGAAGGAGUACAUUCACAGAAGCAGAACAGGCAAACCUGUGUACGGAAGAGCCUUAUAUGUGCAUUUGCCAUGGCCUUUAUUAUAAGCGUCAUGCUGAUUGCGGCCAAUCAGAUUCUUCGGAGUGGCAUGGAGUAGUUUUUCUUUUUUUUUACCAUAGCACUGUGAACAAAAAUAACCAUGCAUGCGCAUGCUUAGGUGAACAUUUUUCUUAAUAUGUAAUGGGAACUGCUGCAAGAACAAUCGUUCUGCAACAAUACAAGGCCAGAAGUUGUGAAGUGGCUUGCGGAACAAUUGAAUCUUCUCGGCGGGGACACAAAAGGGCUGUCUUAAUGCUUUAACAGUUUUGUUUCCUAAUGCAAUAAACCCACAGGAGUUCUGAAUUAUUAUUUCAAAGUUAAAUGAAAAUGCCAUCAUUUUGUACAGGUUCAUAGAUGUCUAUGAGCAACAACAGGUUACAAAACCAACAAUGUUGUCUGUUUAGACUUUAAUCGUUCAUCCUGCUUUUGUCACCAACUUUCAGGAAAGUUUCAAGGUAUAUUCUGCACUGAUAUAUUCACAGUGGCCACUGUAAUGCAUUGCAUACUUAGUCAUUUAACUUCUACUAGUCUACUUGUAUUACCAUAUUGUCAGAUUGUUUAUAUAUAAAUUCUUGUCUCAUGGAAUAUAAUGUUAUUUGGAUGUCUUGGCAAUUUUUGAAAGAACAAAUCUGGUUUCUUUUAUCUACGGUGGUAAAUCUUUUGGGCUUUCUGGAUGAGGGAACAUUCCAUAAUCAAGCUCAUUUAUAAGGCAAAGAGUAACAUGCAAAGUGCAAAACUCCAUAGCAACCAAUCAUAAAAUAUUCAUUUAUAGUUAUAUUACUAUGAAAACAUAAUCACGAUUUACUGCUAUGGGUCACUAUGUAUGUAAUUGUUCUUGCUAUGUUUUUAAAUAUAAAAAGUCUGUAGAAAGUAGCAAACCACAUUUAGCGUAUGUGCACAAGGCUGCUUUCUGUGUAUCUCUGUUGAAUUUGUGCUGUGAUGGCUGCAGCUUUAAUUUGGGCUCAUUGAUUACAACCUGCUCAGGUUCAUAAGGUAUUCAGAGUUACUACUGACUGCACAAGUGUCAAGAAUGGUACUUGCUUCUGACUCUGAUUGCUCCUGCAAAGUAACCCUGACAGCACAGCCAUCCAAGUUCCAUUAUCUUUGAAUUUGACGCAUGGAACAAAGCACACAAAAGUAACCACACAAUUUUUGCGACUAAAAUGCUAAUUUUUUUUU